CCCCUCCGGCCUGACAUGGGGGAGGCCGAGGAGCAGGUGCCCGAAUCAGGUGCUGUAUUCACGUUUGGGAAAAGCAAAUUUGCAGACAAUGUGCCUAGCAAGUUUUGGUUUAAAAAUGACAAGCCUUUAUAUAUAUCAUGCGGAGAUGAACACACUUCUGUUGUAACAGAAAAUGGUAAACUUUAUAUGUUUGGAAGCAACAACUGGGGACAAUUAGGAUUUGGAACGAAGAAUACCCUCAACAAGCCUACUUGUGUGAAAGCUUUAAAACCUGAAAAAGUAAAACUAGCUGCUUGUGGGAGGAACCACACUUUGAUUUAUACAGAACAAGGAAAUAUAUAUGCUGCUGGAGGUAACAAUGAAGGGCAGUUGGGAUUAGGUGACACAGAAGAAAGAACCACAUUUCAUCUAAUCAGUUUUUUUACCAACCAGCAGAAGAUCAAACAGCUGGCAGCUGGAUCAUACACCUCAGCAGCUCUAACUGAGGAUGGGCAGCUUUUUAUGUGGGGAGACAAUUCCGAAGGACAAAUCGGCUUGGCUGAUGAAGCUAAUGUUUGUGUUCCUCAUCAAGUAGAUGUUGGAAAACCUGUUACCUGGAUCUCUUGUGGAUAUUACCACUCUGCCUUAGUAACACGAGAUGGAAUGCUUUAUACUUUUGGGGAGCCUGAAGAUGGGAAGCUGGGUCUGUCACCUGAGCAGCUCACAAACAAUAGGGUUCCACAAUUUGUUUCUGGAAUUUCUGGCAGGGUCAGUAAAGUUGCCUGUGGAGGAGGACAUACAGUAGCACUUGCAGAGGGAAAGGUCUACACCUUUGGUCUUGGCCAGUAUGGGCAACUUGGGCUCGGUACAUUCCUUUUUGAAACCUCUGAACCAAAGAUUGUGGAUAAUCUGGAGAAGCAUAAAAUCUGUAAUAUUGCAAGUGGGGAAAAUCAUACAGCUUUAGUAACAGAGAAUGGUCUUAUGUAUACAUUUGGGGAUGGACGGCAUGGCAAGUUAGGACUUGGGGAAGAAAAUUAUACCAAUCAUUUUGUACCUACGUUAUGUUCCAAUUUUAUGCGAUAUACUGUACAUUCGGUUGCCUGUGGUGGUUGUCACAUGCUAGUUUUUGCCACACCAAGGCUUAAAGAAUCAGAUGAAACAAAUGUGCUGGAUCAAAAAGAACACUGCACUUCUACUGCGAUCUCCAGAAUGGGUGGUGAUGCCUUAAUAAUAGACACCUUUCAUCGAACACUAUCAGCACGUGUCCGACGGCGAGAGAAGAAAAAAUCACCAGAACAGUUCAAUCGACUAGUACAAACGCUCCCUCCUUUGGGAGAACGUUCCCUAAAGCCUGCAUCAUGUGACAUCAGCAAGACUGUCCCUUUUGUUAUAUCUAGAACAAACUACUCUGAUUCAGAAGCAACAGAAAGAGAAAAAGACACUGUUUCUGCAUUGGACUAUGAAUUGGGAGAUAAGAAAGAGAAGAAUGGUAGUACUGGGGAGAGUUCAACAGAGGAUGAUUCAGAUGAAAAUGAGAGCAGAACUCUGGGGGACACCACAGAUGUCUUGAAUAUGACCCAUUUGAUGAGAAUGAAUCCCAAUGACCAGUCAUUAGAAUUAGCACCACUUCAAAAACAAAAGUCUGUUCUUAAUUUUUUCUCUCUUUUUUUCCUUUCCUUUCUUGCUUCUCAUGUGGAGAAGAAGAAAAAUAAGAAACUGAACAUACAUGGUAAGGGUGGGUUGAAAAAACUUGAUAUUGCCCAAGUUCAAGACAGUUUGGAAUCAGGUAAAGCUUCAUCACAGAUAGAACCCCUGCAUUCAGAGUGUUCUGAAGCAAGGGAUACCUAUGCAGAAAAAAACUAUUAUCACACUUUUGUGAAGAAAAUUAAAGGUGGCAAAAAAUAUUCAAAAAGUAAAUUUGAACAGGCCAUUGCUGUUCUGGAAUCUGACACACAGGAGACUAUUGAAGAAAAAUUUAAGCAAGUAACAAGGGAGAGACUGGAUGGAAAAUAUUCUCAGUCAGCAAAAAAGAAGACACCAUGUAGCCUUGGUAGACAUGAUAAGAUAGAAGAACUAUAUGUUGAUAAUCUGGAAAAUAAAACUGAAAUUAACAGAAUGAAGUUUGAGAAAUAUGGGAAAAUAGAUGUUCAAGGUAAAGAAAGCAAUGAAGAACAGAGACAAUUUAAACCCAAAGAAAAAUGUGUGAAACAAAUGGCAAAAAGUGUGUCAUCUUCUUCAAGCGAAGAAACAAGUAAUGGCUCGACAAGAUGUCUUAUCCAAAUAAACCAGUAUAAUUAUGAAACCAGAACAAUGAGAGAAACGGAAGUAGAAUACAGAAAAAGUAAGUGGGAAAAGGAGGAAGAAAGGGAGCAUGCUGAAGAUACCAGUGUGGAGGUCAAGAAAGAAGGGAGGACAGCAAUAGAUAAAAAAUCAUAUAAGGCUGUCCAGUUAGAAGAUGAUGACGCAGAAAGUAAGCAGGGCAGUGAAAAAAGUGAGAUGGUUGUGGAAGAGGUGGAAAAUGAAGAUGAAAAUCAAGCUGAAAAGGUUGACAGUGAAGAACGAUCUGAAGGAGAAGGUGAAAAUGAGGCUGGAAAGGACAGUAAAGAAGAUGCCACCCCAGCCGUGCAUGGAGAUGAUGAAGAAGGUGAAAACGAUGAAUUGCAGGCGGUAACAGCAGAUGGUCCUAGGGUGGAUGAUGCAGUGGAAGAGACUCUUAAAGUAAGCACCGAGAGGAAAGAAGAUACAGAUGCAGAAGAGGAGGAAGAGGAAGAUGAAGGGGUCAUAGAUGAACUUGAAAAGAAAGAAAAAUCUGAAAAUGUGGAGGAGGGUAAAGUAACAAAAGCUGACACAUUAGAGGAGGAACAAAAUAGGAAUGGGCGGGUAAUAGAUGAGGAAAAGGAGGUGAAGAAGAGUGGAGAAGGGAGUGAAGCUGAGAAGGAAAAUGGAGAAGGAAAGAAAGAUGAGGAAGAAUAUGGUGAAAGAGAAGAGGAAGGGGAGGAGGAGGAGGGGUUUGGGGAAGAGGAGGAGGAAGAAACAGGAGAGGAGGAAGAGGAAGAGGAGAAGGAAACAGGAGAGGAGAAAGAGGAGGAGGAGGAAACAGGACAGGAGGAGGAGGGGGAAGAAGAAGAAACAGGAGAAGAGGAGCAAGAAGAAGAAACAGGAGAGGAAGAGAAGCAAGAAGAAGAAACAGGAGAGGAAGAGGAGCAAGAAGAAGAAACAGGAGAGGAAGAGGAGCAAGAAGAAGAAACAGGAGAAGAAGAGGAGCAAGAAGAAGAUACAGGAGAGGAAGAGGAGCAAGAAGAAGAAGGGGUGGAGGAGGAGCAAGAAGAAGAAGGGGUAGAGAAUGAACAUGAAGGAGAGGAGGAGGAGGAGCAAGAAGAAGACAAAGGUGAAGGUAUGGUAGAAGAAGAAGAGAAAAAGGAGGAAGAAGUUGAGGAGGAGGAAGAAGAAGAAGCUCAGGGAGAGGAAGAAAAGGAGGAAGGGGGAGAAAAAGUGAAAGAGGAAGAUGCAAAAGAAGGAGAGGGGGGAGAAGAAGUGGAGGACAAAUCAGAAGCUGAAGAAGGCGAGGAGGAGGAGGAGGAAGAAGCAGAGGAGGAGGAGGAGGGUGAAGAGGAGGAGGCAAAAGACAAAAGAGAAAUUGGAAAAGAUGAGCAUGAAGAGGAAGAAAAAGUAGACAAGAAAACCAGAGAUCGUAAACAUCAAGAAAAUAAUAGAAGUAGAAAACAGGAGACAAGUAAAAGGUCUAAACAAAGAGGGAUUUCAAAGCAACAUGCCAUGAAUGGACUGCAGCAUUCACAACAAUUCUGGAACAAUGUGCUGCCACAUUACUUGACACUAAGGUAGCUCCGGACCUGAAUUUGAUGCAGACUUUUUUUUUCAGAACACUAAUAUUAUGCCAAAGUAUAAUUUUAAAUAUGUUUUUGCAAAAGCAAAUGCAGCAGUAACAUUUUAUAAGAAUGCCUCAAUUUUCAGCUGUUAAAAGCACAUUAAAAGUAGUUCUGCUCAGAACAAUCUGCCCUCCAGUCCCAAAAUUUGCCUUUGCAAAUUAGUGCAGUGUUGCUGUUCUUCUUCUUCUAAUCAUGAUCAUCAUUAUUGUCCUACAUGCCCAAAGGAGCAGGAUUGGUAUAGAGAAUUUCCCAUGGCAAUUUUUCCCCACUUGAAGAAAAAAUACUCUACACAUUUCUAUUUGAAUAAAUUAUCUGCAUGCAAGCUGGCUUUCUCAGAUUUGUAAUUAGCCACUGGCCUGGUCUGGGUUUAAAUUUCCUGUAGCAGUUCUUGUUACUAUAGUUCUUGUUACUAUAGGUGUACACUUCCUUCUGCACUGCCAGUGCUUUAUGUUGAUUCAAAGCUAUAGAUGUUAUAAUAAUACCAAUAUUUCCCAUUGAUAUAGAAUGCUGUAUACUUAAUUCACUACAGCCCUAUAAAAUAGCUUGGUAUUAUUCUCCACAUUUUAUUGGGAGGAGGGACUAAGACUGAAAGGAGAGGGGCUUGCUUACAGCAACCCACCUAUUUUGUUCAUAGGAGAAGUUAGGACUUCCUGAUCUGAAGUUCAAAUUCUUAGCAUGCUGUGUUACAUAAUGAAAGCAUCUGUAGCUUUCUCUUCUUGCCUCUUCAUUAUAUGGAGCUGAUGCUACCAGCUCUAUCUCACAGGGAGACAGAGUCUUCUUUCCACAGGUAAAUGCUGUUGUAAAUGCUGCUGAUGCCAUCAGCAGGUGAGGUUAAUCUUCAAUUCAGUUCAGUUCAUUACACUUAUAUCCCACCUAUAUAGAGGCAUUGCCACUAUUCUGGGUGGCUUACAUACAUAAAAAAUAAACAUAAAAACACCAACCCUCACCAACUAGACCUCUCAACAAAGAGAAAAUGCCCAGAAAGAAACAUCGCCGAGUGGCAACAGAAGUCAGAAACCAAAUUAAAUGUAGCAACGUAAUAAGGUAUCAUUUGGGGAGGAUAUCUUUGAAAGCUUCUCUGAAAAGCAGAGAAAACAGAUUUUCUAAAUGCUAGGAAGGAAGAGGCCUGGCACACUCCUGCUGGCAGGGCAUUCCAUAAUGUAGCAGCCACCACCAAGAAGGCCUGGUUCCUCAUUGUCAACUUCCGGCCUUCCCUCAGGGAGAUAGCCUGCGACAUCAUAACUUGAGGGAUAUUUAAUACUUACUGUCCUUCCCUUUAGGUUCCUGAAGCUGUGAAGAUUGAGACUGGCAGUGGCAAUUUUCAGAUGUUAACAGUCUGUCCCAUGUUCUGAGGUUCCCAAAAGCUUCCCAAGAUCAAAGCAAGAUCUUUAAGGAGCCUCAGAACCUGAGGGAAAGAAUAGAAGAAAUUAAAUAUUAAUUUUGCUUGUUGAUAGCAUCAUCAGCAUUUACAGUAUAAUGCACAGCUUAGCCUAUAGGAUUUCAAACAAUGUGCUUUCCAUUAUCAUUUGUGAAAAACACAUUCCUAUAAACACAAAAUGCAGUCAGUUUAAUUUAUUUAAUGUGCCUUAUAAUAAAAAUCAAAAGCAAGAUCAGAUAUUUAAAAAUAUGCCGUUGCUUUAAUUCUGCUUGAUCAUUCUUAGAUAUGCACAGUAUGUGUGUAUGUUAGUGUGUGUCAUGUGUCUUGGAUGUUAUGUUUGUCUUAAAAGAAGUAAACAUGCCAGUUUGGGGUCAUUGUUACCUAACUCAGGCAUAAAAUGUUUGUGGAAAGCUCCCUUACCUGGGACAGCUCAGGAUGUCACAGCCCCAUGACAAUCAUGUCCGUGUCCCAGGUGCUAUGUACGUUGGCUUUUGCGAGCCAACAUUUGUUUUCAAACAGUGGUAAAGAAAGAAGAAACACAGGACUUGAGUAAUGUAAUCAUUUAGCUAUUUAAAUAAUGACUUUUAAAACAGCUAUUUAAAGUGUUGGUGAAUUUGGGCUAACUGAUUUUAACAAAGUAUUUCCAAGCUUUUGAAGGACCACAGAAAAGGCUGGUGAAGCUUUUCCCAACCCUCACCUUCAGAUGGCUACAGCCCACUACUUCAAGCAGUUUUCCAUGGCUGUAACACCAUUAACAGAGUGUAGUGAUAGACAGCAGUGGAGUAGUUUGUUUUUGCUUCUUCUACGUGGUGGCACUGUGGG
Molecule: messenger RNA, 6066 nt
Organism: Pogona vitticeps (central bearded dragon)
Lineage: Eukaryota; Metazoa; Chordata; Lepidosauria; Squamata; Agamidae
Source: RefSeq, a predicted model, not a curated record